UUCCCUCAAAGUUAUCGUCCCUUGUGUAGUGUCUGAAAAAUCCCUGUCCCGAUCGCUGCCUGCUAUCUUCGCCAAAAGGCGGACGACCUUCCAGUGUGGUCUUAUUUGUUGUGCUGUGCAAAAAUUCGCGAGCCGUGCGUAUAUUUCCGUACGCCCAACGUUUUCAUGGACCGUGUAGUUUGGGGGCUUUAUUGUCAGCUGAGUGUAAAAAUAUUUUGUCCAACUGCUCGUGAAAGCCAGUAUUUCGCUUACCCGCCGACGGCAUCUCUUGUUUGUUCGUAAGUGGCCCUCCUGCAAAGGACCAACAGGGAGAACUGCUGGCCUACUGAGUGCUUUCAAACCAUUGUUAAUACGAGUAUCCUCUGCAGCGUGAGCACACAGCGCCCUAGUUAAGUGAUAUAUGUGCGAAUGUGUCCGUGAUACAGUGUAGUGGACGGUGCAAGUGUGUUGUAUAAUAAUCAGUGUAGUAGGGACAUAUUGCUGGUGAAACUAUCACGUUCAGAAUCUUGAAAAGUUGUUAAGUUUUUCUUGCCAUCGCGUAAGGAAAAGAAGAACGAAACCAUCAGUUCGCCCGUAUCUGUGUGUGUGCUGAUAUAAGCUGCUGACGACAAGUGCUUGCUCUGGUGGAGAUAGCAAGGCGGAGGAGAGAAGGAAAUAAAUUUUGAGACGCAACGUUAAUAUAAAAAUCUUCCACCAUUUUCUCCAAAGGCGAAAACAUGGCAUUUGCGGGCCUUAAAAAGCAAAUUAAUAAAGCAAAUCAGUAUGUCACUGAAAAGAUGGGAGGUGCUGAAGGCACCAAGCUGGACUUGGAUUUCAUGGAGAUGGAGCGCAAAACGGAUGUCACCGUCGAGCUAGUCGAAGAGUUGCAAGCCAAGACCAAAGAGUACUUGCAACCGAAUCCGACAGCUAGAGCAAAGAUGGCAGCGGUCAAAGGUAUUUCUAAAUUAUCAGGUCAGGCUAAAAGUAAUACUUAUCCACAACCAGAAGGUAUAUUGGCUGACUGUAUGCUGACGUAUGGUAAAAAGCUUGGUGAGGACAGUAUUUUUGCGUCGGCGUUGGUCGAAAUGGGCGACUCGCUCAAGCAGAUGGCUGACGUGAAGUAUUCGCUUGAUGAUAACAUUAAACAAAACUUCCUCGAACCGCUCCAUCAGCUACAGACGAAGGAUUUGAAGGAAGUGAUGCACCACCGUAAAAAACUACAAGGCAGACGUCUUGAUUUCGAUUGUAAGAAAAGGCGACAAGCCAAGGGUUCUCAAAUUACAGACGAUGAAAUCAGGAGCGCUGAGGAGAAAUUUGCCGAAUCGCUACAGCUUGCACAGGUUGGAAUGUAUAAUCUGUUGGAGAAUGAUGUUGAGCAAGUCUCCCAGCUGGUAACAUUUGCCGAGGGGAUGCUCGAUUAUCACUCUCAAUGUUCUGAGAUAUUGAAAGUAUUGGUGGAAACGCUGAACGAAAAACGCGAGGAAGCUGCAGCAAGACCAAAGUCUGAAUUUGUACCCAAGACGCUUGCCGAUUUGAACAUCGAAAUGCUCGGUUCGCAGGAUGGAAUGAACGGUGGGCCCCAUUUUCUUAAUCCCAAUAGGUUGAACAAUUCCCAUCACCACAUGUACAGUUCCCAGCAAAAUCUGUCCAAUAACAAAACCUAUUCUUCCAAUCACAACAACAAUAGUAGCCACUUUAACCGUAACCGACUAUAUGGCUCUCAGCAGAGCCUAUCGUCGACACGGAGCGGCGGUACGUCAAGUGCAUUUGGUGGUGUAGGUGGCAGAGCAGGCGACACCAGUGGAAUUGAUAGUAUUAGUAGUACUGAUGGGUCUGACAUGCGGCCGCCGUCUUACGGAUCGUCCGUAGACAGCUGGUUAAAUGCAUGGGAUCAACCGAAUAAUGGGGGUUAUGCCGGAAACGGUGGUAUUGGUGCAGGGUCUAAGCCGGGCAAGAGUACUACUACGUCCAACAGCGGGGCCAACAUUCGAAAUAAUAAUACAAACAGUUAUAGUUCAAUGUACAGUACCGCUACUACCAAUAGCACCGCAAUGUUUGCUAACAACAACAACAACAACAACAACAGCAAGAGCAUCUUCAGUGAUCCUUGGUCAGGCGGUUCAUCCUCUCAUCUCAGUUCGCCGGUCAAUAAACCGACACAUCUGGAACUGUUGGGAAAUGGUCAAGCACAGGCGCGUUCUACUAAUGCUUCGCCAUUGCCGUCUCCGAUGCGUUCUCCCGCAAGAACACCGAUGCCAACAAAGCCCACACAGCCAUGCUGCACAGCAUUGUAUGACUUUGAGCCAGAGAACCCGGGGGAAUUGGGUUUCAAGGAAAACGAUGUCAUUACUCUAAUCCAGCGCGUGGAUGAAAACUGGUUCGAGGGUAGCUUGAAUGGACGAAACGGCUAUUUCCCCCAGUCGUAUGUACAGGUGACCGUGCCACUGCCCAGUAAUUAAGCCAGCAUCCAGCAAGGACCUACAAAUGAUGUUACUACUACGUAAACGUAUGAAAAACAACAACAACAGCAAAAACAAAACGCAAACAACUAAUUAAAAAAGAUGCAAAGCAGAGCAGUCAAACGUAAAAGGGGCCCGAUGUGCGAAGAGCGACAGAGAGAUCAACUCAAGCAGAGUUGAAUUGGUCAAGAACUGAAGAAGAAAGCCUAUGCUGUGCUUAACAACUAACGCAUGGGCUGAGAUGGAGACAGACAUCUGAAUAGCUAGCGCCAAAUCGUUAACCCAAAACUAAAACAAACAAACAAAAAACAUUCAUAAUCUAUUAACUCCUCUCCUCCGACACUUGAAGUCUCCCUAACCUAUGAUUACUAGUUUACAUUCGGAUAAAAUGAAGCAGUGAAAACGAAGCAGACGAAGAAAAAAAAAUACGUUCCUCAAAGACUCUUCUAAAUUGAAAUUGAGAUUACCAAAUCAUAAUGACACGUUACGGAUCGAAUUAAAUCGAAGCCCACGUCAUUAUCGGUAUGUUGCUAGCCAGCGAACAUUUUACUAUCUUACAAAUACUAAAGAACACGUUGCACACCCUCCUUUCUGGAGGAACUUUUAAUCGAGCAAAUGUUCUGUUUUAGCAAACGAUAACUUUUAAAAGCAAACUCGCGGAGGCAUCAUCACGAUUUAUCUUAGUUUAAUUUGUACUAUUGCAAUUAUUUUACCCAACUUAUAUUGUUGCUCCACGCAGUGAUUUUAAUUUUAUAGCAGAUUCAUGAUUCAAUUACUAUAUCUGAUCACUUUCUGUGUAAAAGAGCAUCGAUCGAAUAAAGAUAGGUUUUGAUUUGGGAAUGAGAAUACGUGUAGGGAAAAGUAUGCUUGUUUAAAGAUCAAUUCCUCCAUUUGUUACAGUACAAUUCAGUACACAAGUGUUGUUAUGCAUGAAGAUUGAUAGAAUGUUGCUGUAUGUGGUGUAGUUGAAUCACUCGAGUUUGCCAUAGAAAUAGAAUGCGAAUGAAAUGUUAUGAGAUUAUUUAGACAAGGUUAGGUUUGCUAGAAGCAGAUGCUUCUCGUUUGUGGUGCUGUUACCUUAACGUUUUCCUUUAAAUUGCGCAUUUCGUUCAAAUGCAUCUGUGUAUUGAUAGAUACAUCACCACCACCAUCACCUGUUGAACCUAUUGUUGAGAAUGUGGGUUUGAGUUUUCCUGCAAUGCGUCUACAGGUUUGUUGUACAGCCUACGAUUAUGAGCGCUCUCUUACUAGCAUGUCUUACUAGCAGAAAGGUAGACAAAUCAUAUGUUUAGUAUCUGCGAAGGACUUUUUCGAGACAUAGCAUAAGUUUUAUGAGUUAGUUAGCAAACUUAUUGAUGCAAUCAUUACAUACACGUUCGGUUGGCAUGGAAACAUCACUAAUGACCAUGCAGUAGCCCCACUAUACGCUCUUCAUGGUUUAUGUUGCCAGUUGGAUAGAAUUGCUCAUAACAAUUAUAUAUGUAUACAUGUACAUUAUGCCCAAGUUCUUCGUUUUGAUAGGAUUUUUUUUUAAAUAAUACCCACAUCAGUUAGUGGCGUUUGGCCGCAAAAAUUAUUGUUUAAUUCUGUAAGAAUAAUCACCGGUAAAAAGUAUGUAAUCAACGCGUACCGUUGCUCAAUAGUACAGAACUACAACAGAAAGUAUGAUGUUUAGUUUACAGAAAUUCUUUGCCUAGUUUUUCUUUUUCCAUUACAUACACACAUAAGGUUUAUCUUAUGCGCUGGUUAGAAAAAAAAUCGAGUUCUAAAAUCAUGUAUUACUACUACUUUGCGCUUGGCACAAGAAACGCAUUACGCAUUGCCUGUUGCUGAUGGGAAACUUGAUUCCUCGUUGAUGCCAAUAUUUUACUUUACUGUUGUAUGGAUCGGAAGUUCGUAUAUACGUAUACGUGAUAUAUAUAUAUAUAUAUUUGUCGGGUUAGAGUAUUAUUUGUACAGAUACACAAUUGUAUGUUAUGUUUAGCGAUCCUAUUUUAAGUUUACAACCUCAAAGUCAUUAGUUAUGAUAAAAUGAAAAUGUUUAAACCAUCCAAAAACAGCAUUUGUAUUGAAUGUGUUUAUCUCGCAUCUUUCUUCUAUUCCCUUCCGCAUCCGCUCGGCGAGCGAUAUUAGGGACAAAAAUUAAGCAAUCCUUAGGCGUCCGAAAAUACCACAUGCGCACAUACACUGGGUAUGUAGAAUGGAUUGGUUAAUGUAGCCAUACGAACCAGAUUGGAAGUUUGUGGUUAUCGUAUUAUUAUUUAUGUAGUAGGGUUUUGCUAUGUUCCUUUCAGAACUGUUUGACUGUAUGUUUAAAUUAUAAGUAUAAUGUAUAAUGGUCAAUUUCAAGCAUCAUUUCCAUAAAACCAUGGUAUUGCUAGGGGUGCACUUUUUAUUUUUUUUUUCAAUAAAAACCAUACGUUCCCCAUGGAUGUGCAUGGUUCAAAAAGCAAGACUAAUGUUCGUACAAAUAGGUCGUUUUUUUUGUUGGUUGAAAUAUUGUAACGACCUACGAUUUGAUUGAUUGCAUGCAAGAUGAACAAGAGCGAAGAAAUCCGGCAAAAGACAGCGACGGAUGUAUAUUUAAACAGCAUAACCGUUUGACUAGUGCCCGAACAUUGUUUAACAUUACUUUACUACUAAGUACACCGACCUAUGAAAGCCUAUGAAUCCAUUUGAACUAAUAUGAGUGCAAUGAUAUUGACAUUAAAAUAUAUACAACCAAAGAUAUUUACCCUCGAUGCGCGCGAAGAAAUAGAGUCUAUAUUAACGAUAACCACCAGUUGUUGUAACGACGAUGGCUCGCUGUGUCUUGCAAAGAUGCGCCAUCAGUAAACAGAGCGGCAGCAGUAGCAGCAGCAGCAACAGCAGCAGCAACAGCAGCUGUAGUCAGUGAGUGCCCUUCUUCUACAUUGUGGCGGGCAUAGAUGGCGAUAGAUGUGAUGGGAAUUAUAACAGAACUAUAAAUAUAUACAUAUACAUAUAGACAUGCAUACAAAAUACAUGUAUUUACAAUAAAAAGCUCUACAUGUCCAAACGCUUACAACACAACACUGAAUGAAUUGGCAAAAAAUGAGGGGGCGGGAAGGUGGUGGUAGUAGGGGCAGAAAUAGGUAGGGUUAUCAAUUCAUAUUCGAGAUAUGCACAUGACGCCAUGCGUGUUUCAAAGGACUACUAACACUAAGACUUUUUGCCCUCAUAUCUUACAGCUUGAUAAGCUUCAUCAUCGUUGUUGAACGUGUUUAUUGUGUCAGUUUCCAUCUUUUGGUUUGGUGCGAUUCCUUAAGGAAUCGGCAAACGCCACGACAGAGGUGUUUGUUGGGUAGAGUAAGGGAUGAAACACUGAUGCCGCCACACAGUGAAUGCUACAGCAACAGUCGUCAUCCAUUGCACUACUUUUUUCCAAUUGCUACUCAAAGCGUAAUGUAUUUGUGUUUCUGACUGUCGGUCGGACACAGCUGUGAAGAACUGCGCGGCAAAUGUUAUGACUUCUGUAGGGCGCGCAUAUUAAUGGUUUAGUAGCAUUAGGAUAUGAAGAAAUAAUCAUGCAACACAAACAACGCAAAACAAAACAAACAAACAAACAAAAAAACGAGCAAAGACAAACAAGCACACAAACUCAAUAGUAGCAUCUCUAUUCGUAUGCAAAACUUCCGUUCCGUUGCCAACGAAUGUGAAUGAAGGAUGACAUAAAAUGAACAGGAAACAAUCUGUGCGCAAUUACGUCGAACUGAGGACACAGCGGAGCAAAAGAUGAAUUAAAAAAGAAGAACAAAUAAAUGAAGAGGAAACUAAAUGUACGAUUUCACCUUACGUAGAGGUGCGUAGCAGACUCUGCCACUUUUCCAAGGAGAUUCAAACUCAAGCACCUUUCAAUUACAAAUCAACUCAAACAACUGACACACAAUAGCGGAUUAAAUUUACGUAAAUUUUGAAGAAGUAGCUUCACGGCUCCCAAAAAAUGCACACACUCCAAAGUAGGUCCAUGGAUCAAAUAAGCAAAGCGUCAAUCGAAUCAAUAUGCAAUCGUUUGUUUGAUGCAUGUGUUUAGUUACUGUUACUGAUCUUGUAAAAGCUAGCAGAUUCACUUAAAAGUACCAUGCAUGGAGAGUAUUAUAUAGUAUUUUGCUUUACGGUGCAAUUGUUAUACUGUAUUUGUUUUCUUACUACUCUUAUUACUGUUUUUGUUUGGAUUUUGUUGCGAUAAAUCUAACAUUACGUGCAAGUAAAUGCUAUAUUUGUAUGUAUAGUUUAGUGUAGUGCGCCACACCUACCUACACCAAUUGUAACAUCUCGUAGAGUCGAUUGAAAAAGGCACGAAAACUUAGGAGAUGAAGUGAAGAAGAAGAAGAAAAAACAUUCAAACAAUACAACAAAACCUACUUUGAAAUAUCAUCUUAAAGGACAAUACAUAGUUGUUAAAGUAAAAUAUAAAGAAAAUGUGACGGAAGAAAAUUAUGCAAAUGGAUGGUGAUGGAUAACAACUACAAUCUUUAAGGUUUACGACUUUAAGUGGAAUUAAUGUAGCAAUUAAAAACAAAAAAAAGCACACAGACAGACACAAAACAGCGCGUAGUAAAUAGAGCGGUGGUGAGUGUUGUAGUCGGAAGGUAAACGGUGGCAUGGGUUGAAGCGAAUUCUAAUGUUAUUAACAUCAGUAGAAGAGAAGUAGGUUGAAAUAAUCAAAAACACACACACACACACUUAUAAACAAUUGCGCUAAACACAGGCCACAAUAAUUGAUGGAAAAUACGAAUCGUGUGCAAAUAUUACAUGUAGUUUACACCCGAAUCGGUAACAAUCGUCGAACAAACCCGACAGAGAAUGUGAAUGUUUUUGGGAUUGAAGGUAUUCAAUAAACGGUUCUUGAAACACAUUGAAAUAA
Molecule: messenger RNA, 7323 nt
Organism: Anopheles gambiae (African malaria mosquito)
Lineage: Eukaryota; Metazoa; Arthropoda; Insecta; Diptera; Culicidae
Gene: EndoA
Product: endophilin-A
Exons: 12
Coding region: 717-2438 (573 amino acids)
Biological process (GO): synaptic vesicle uncoating
Cellular component (GO): glutamatergic synapse; cytoplasm; presynapse
Molecular function (GO): protein binding
Source: RefSeq, a predicted model, not a curated record